Molecule: messenger RNA, 1511 nt
Organism: Cryptococcus amylolentus CBS 6039
Lineage: Eukaryota; Fungi; Basidiomycota; Tremellomycetes; Tremellales; Cryptococcaceae
Exons: 2
Coding region: 173-1357 (394 amino acids)
Source: RefSeq, a predicted model, not a curated record
CUUAGGUAUCGUCAUUCACAAUACAUUCUGGGACUCUCUUGCCCGUAACAACAAUUCCAAGUCCGGCCAGCAAGUGUGUGUACCCGUACCAUAUGGUCGGUUGGUUACCAAGCCCGCCGGCCAACUCGCAUAGACGCAGCUUGUUAUCCACCGGAGACAUUCACCACAUACAAUGCCCCUUCAGUACAAACAGCCAGCCAUCUCCUACCAACCCCGACCGCCCCGUGCCCUCUCCUCGGUCUCUGACAUCUCGGUCCCGAGCUCACUUUCUGCGCCCGACACGGCGACCGUCCAUCCAGACUGGCACGACACCGCCCUCGACACCCUUCUCGUUGCUUCCGACGGCGUCUUCUUCUAUGUCUCACGCACCCUUCUCCAUGGAUCGAGCGAGGUUCUGCGAGACAUAUUCGAUUCGAUCCCUGCCCCGUCCCCAGAGUCACCCUAUCGCCCCCUCUCCAAUGUCAAGAUCAAACCCAAACCACCCCCUCAGCAACGCAUAGACUUGACCGAUUGUUAUGAAUCGUCGGUGCCCCUCGCAUUCUUCCUCGCCAUCCUCACUGGCACCUCCCUCUCCAAAAUCCGUCGCAAAUUCCCACGCAACCAAGUCCAGACGUUCGACCUCGCCCUCACCCUGGCGGACAAGUGGAAGUCUCCCCUCGUGAAAGGAGUCAUGCAAGGCUGGCUCUGUGAGCUCGCCAUGGGGGGUUAUGACGAUGAACAGUUCAAGCCGUAUGAGGUGCUUGUCUUGGCUGCGAAAGCGGGCAUGCCGACUCCAGCGCGUAUGGUGCUCGAAGAACUCUCCGAAUCGUUGCCCCAUACCCUGCUUACGCCAUUCAAACCCAUCACUGAUCAAUACUGGCACUACACUUUCACCCCCGAGAAUACUUGGGACUAUAACCAGUGGUCGCGCGGGGUGUGGGAAGAGAUUGGGGUCAAGUAUCUUUUUGCGAUGAAGGAGGCUUUGAAAUGCGAGGGGAGGAAGAAGAGGGGAGAGGUGUUUAUGAAGGCGUUGGAGGACGACUUUUACGAUCCCAUGGCGCCCGAGACGCCCAAGGCAACACCUCUUCGUCUCCGCUUUACACCCUCUACCGUUACCACUCCUGUUCGCGUUGCCCCUGUUUCCAGCUUCAUCAAGAGCCCCAAGAGCUCCAAGCGAAAGGAGGCAGACAAGUGGAUCAUGGAGUUUAUAGAGCAGUCGUCGUCCGCGGCCUCUGUGCCAUCAUCUGUGGCGUCAUCUGUGACAUCGUCCGAGGUAUCAGAGAAGAGCCACUCGAGUAGAAGUGAGAAGAGUGCGGCGUCUUCUUCGGAUUCGUCUCAAGUCCAGCUUCGUGGUACGUUGGUUAUCACUAGAAAGUAAUAUAUUGAUCUUUGUAGUCGUGUAGCACAAGCGGCAUUUUCGUGUAUAGCAUUCAUAGUAUCAUUCUUCGCCUGUAGCAUAUGAUCAACCUUUCAUACCCUGUGAUCACGGUCAAUGGUUUCGGCCACUGGCCUCUGGAAAGACGAGCGAUGGG